Mastomys coucha (southern multimammate mouse) is the source of this 976-nucleotide messenger RNA. It is a transcript of the gene CUNH8orf88, whose product is annotated as chromosome unknown C8orf88 homolog. The transcript has 6 exons. Gene Ontology annotation, cellular component: cytoplasm. The coding region runs from base 191 to 586 and encodes 131 amino acids. Gene Ontology annotation, biological process: negative regulation of translational initiation. The record is from RefSeq and is a predicted model, not a curated record. NCBI's taxonomy places the organism in Eukaryota, Metazoa, Chordata, Mammalia, Rodentia, Muridae. Gene Ontology annotation, molecular function: eukaryotic initiation factor 4E binding.
CCCGGGGCCCCGCCCGCCCGAGCCCCGCCCCCAGCCCGCUGCGGCGGCGAGCCAGGCCGCGAGGCGACGCGCGGCGGGAGCCGUUCCCCGACGGCAGCCGGGCGCUCGGCCGCCGUGUCUGGGCUGAGCGCCGCGACGCCGCGCCGGAAACCCUCCUGGGUCUUGAGGCGUAUGGAACCUCAAGGUCUUUAUGACAAUGGAAACAAAAAAAUUGAUUGGCAAACCGCUUCAACCUGCAAGACCUGUUCGUCAUCUCUCUUCUCCUCCAGGACCAGUGUUCCCUUUCAACUUUCAGAAUGAAUAUCCAUGCAACACUCAAUGCUUACAAAGUGGAGUUGGCAGAUGUAAGACGAAUGGAAUGCAAGCCUUUUCUCAAGGUCUUAAUGAACAACAGCAACACCAGUCUCCAGUUAAAAAAGAGAGAAUUAAAUACAGCAGAGAUUUCUUGUUGAAGCUUUCAAGUGUUUCCAUCUGCAGAAAAAAACCAGACUUUCUGCCUGAUCAUCCCAUUGUACUUCAAAAACCAGUGAGUGUUCCUCACUUCCUUAUUGCAAAAUUGUAUUCAGGAAAACAACCAAAGUUUUAAGUAGCAUUUUAAGAACAGAUGAAUUUGAAGAUAAAGAAUUAUUCAUUUUAUAUUUUGGACACCUGCAAAUGAAGUGGACCUAGUAACAAUAACUAAUGGACUGUGACGAUUCAAUUUAUUUUUACUUUUGAUGGUUGGCUAUUUGGCUUCUCAUAAAAGGAGAAAGAGAUAUUUUAAAGUAUAAAGAAUUUUUCUAAUCAGUUUCAGCUUUGCAGGCAGUUCCUGCAAAAAUUGGGAAGUAACACUCGAAAGUGGGGAUGUUGUUGGCGAAGUGGGAAGACUGUAUUAUAAUUUGCAUGCUAUUUGCAAUUCUUGUUUUUCACCACUUGUAAUAAUGGAAUGGAAAUGUAAGCUGUAAAGAUUCUCACAUAUAAAGUAUUUGCUACGAUG